AUGGCCUCUGAUCAGUCAUCAUUGUACGGGAAACCCCGUGCCAAGUCUUCUAAGACUCAGAAGAUCAGCUCAUCAUCCAACCUCGCCUUCACCAGCCAAUUAUCCUCUCUUAUUGCCCAGAGCUCUGGCACCGCCUCAAAUGGACGCCCGCGACCAUCCAAGACCGCCAAAAGCGACCUGUUCGCGAAGAAGAACAAAGGCGCUGAGAAGCGUGCAGCCGCAGAUCUCCUAGAAGAUGACCACCAUGUCCCCGACCAAGUCCACAAAAAAAGCCAGGACAUUGGGACUAUCGAUGACGCCACACUGAAUCGAUCGAAGCAACGGAUGGCGAAGAAAGUCCGCAUGUACGAGGACAUGAAGAAAGGGCUACAUCUUACGGGCGAAGAUAGUGAUGAAGAUGGAGGGGACGACUACGUAUCACGUUUACGACGCAGAGAGAAAGCCGGUCUGGUCGACUUUGAUACAAAAUGGGCGGACGAGGAGCGCAAGAAGGAAGGUGGCUCCGGGGAAGACGACGAAGAUGAGGAUGAUGAUAACGCUUCGAUUGUUUCCUACGAAGAUGAGUUUGGUCGGACACGCCACGGCACCAGGGCUGAAGCUGCACGCGCAGCUCGCACCAAAGAGGAAGAAGAGAAUCGAGGUCGCGCUGUACAGGAACGCUGGCGACCUUCACGGCCGGAAACCCUGAUCUUCGGCGAGGCAAUCCAAUCCGAAGCGUUCAACCCCGAUGCGAACAUUGCUGCGCAAAUGGCCCGCCUCGCAGCGCAGCGAGACCUGUCACCCGAGGCGGAGUUUGCACACUACGAUGCGGAUGGCGAAGUACGGAAUCGCGGCACAGGCUUCUAUGCAUUUUCCCGCGAUGAAGAGGAAAGAAAGAAGCAGAUGGAGGCGCUGAAGAAAGCUCGCGAGGAAACGCAGCAGCAGCGGGAUAAAGUGGCGGCCAGAGCGGCACAGCGAGAGGCUGCUCUCGAAGAUCGACGACGACAAAUCCAGGAAUUGCGGAAUAGGAGACUUGCGGAAAUGUCUACUGGAGUUUUGGUGACUCCGCCACCGGAAACAGCAAACAGUGGGCAAUGA
Messenger RNA from Penicillium daleae, 1077 nucleotides. RefSeq names its product CCDC174 family protein. The record is from RefSeq and is a predicted model, not a curated record. The transcript has a single exon. Gene Ontology annotation, cellular component: nucleus. Lineage: Eukaryota; Fungi; Ascomycota; Eurotiomycetes; Eurotiales; Aspergillaceae. Bases 1 to 1077 code for a protein of 358 amino acids.